Molecule: messenger RNA, 303 nt
Organism: Geodia barretti
Lineage: Eukaryota; Metazoa; Porifera; Demospongiae; Tetractinellida; Geodiidae
Source: the annotation of a GenBank genome assembly
GCCUGCUGCAUCGCUCCACUGAUUAUUGCCUCAAACUCUGCUUACUUCAACCCGUAACCACUGCCGUCUGUCACUCAUCAUGGGGGGAUACCUGGGGACUGGAACCCAGGCGGACAAGGACAACCACGCAGACCAGUGCAAUCCCAACAACCCAAAGUACGCGGGUCAUAAGAAGGGAUACACUGGAACUGGCACCAAAUCUGAUCUGGACAACCAUGCCAACCAACUCAACCCCAACAACUCCAAAUACAAAGGUGGAAAAUGAAAAGACACUUUUAGCUUUGUGAGAGACUGUAGAAAGAA